Messenger RNA from Electrophorus electricus (electric eel), 3415 nucleotides. It is a transcript of the gene sp1, whose product is annotated as sp1 transcription factor. Gene Ontology annotation, biological process: regulation of transcription by RNA polymerase II. Gene Ontology annotation, molecular function: RNA polymerase II cis-regulatory region sequence-specific DNA binding; DNA-binding transcription factor activity, RNA polymerase II-specific. The record is from RefSeq and is a predicted model, not a curated record. Lineage: Eukaryota; Metazoa; Chordata; Actinopteri; Gymnotiformes; Gymnotidae.
UGUUAUUUCGCAGGCUCGGUCUGUUUGGUACUUGAUGCCAACUCGAACUCCUCCCGUCUUAAAAUGAGUGAGCAGCAGCAGCAAAAUGAAAUGGCCGCUUUGGAAAGUGAUGGAGACUUCCUUAAAAAGCGAAACUCCAGUAAAGGGCAAGCCAUCGCCCAGCAGCCGUCUCCCUUAGCCCUGCUGGCAGCCACCUGCAGUCGAAUAGAUGAGAAUGACGCAACGCAACAGCAGCAGACCCUGAAUCAGCACCAUCGGCUUGAGAUAAACCACUCGCAACUUUCUCACACUACCAGUGGCUGGCAGCUUAUUCCUGUUCAUGCUCAGACAGCUGCCAGCUCUGGUAUGUCUCAAGGAGCAGCCCCUGCAACAGAAGACAAAAACCAACAUGCAGUGACCACUGGAGCAGACGCACAUCAGCAGCAACAGAGCAUGGUGGCAUCUGCUCCAAGCGUACAGGGCCAGCAAGUGCUUACCACAUUAUCGGGUAUGAUGCCCAAUAUCCAGUAUCAAGUCAUUCCCCAGUUUCAGACGGUGGAUGGGCAGCAUCUCCAGUUUGCUCAGGCAUCCCAAGAUUCCUCUGCUGCAGGUGCAGCACAGAUUCAGCUCAUGUCCUCACCCAGCGGUAGCCAGCAGUUCUUUACGGCUACUGCCAACCAAGGAACAGGAGCUGGCAACAUCCUAACUGUUCCUGGCCUGCUUCAGCAGACCAUUCCACUUCAUAACUUGGCUUUAAGCAACACUGUGCUGCCUAGUCAGACACAGUUCUUUGCCAACAUGCCUGUAUCACUAAAUGGUAAUGUCACCCUCCUUCCACUGAGUGCUGGGGCAGCUAACGGAGUGAAAACUGAAGACGUUUCAAGCAGAACUGCGGAUAUCGCUCAGCAGCCAGUCCAAGCCCAACAGACACCAGCCUCCACAUCCAGCGCUGAAUACCAUAGCAACUCAACCACUUCCAUAGCACAGUCUGCAGCCUCAUAUAGUGGUGGGAUAUCAGCCCACAGCAACAGUGUGACAGGGGCCACCUUGGCAACCAUAGCUGGAGGAGCUUCAGUCCAGUCUGAAAACAGAAAUGGCCAGCAGCCCCAGAUUGUUAUUCAGCCUCAGCAGCUCCUACAGGGAACACCUACACUGCAAGCCAUUCAACCGAGCAUGAUUGCUUCCAGUGGUCAGGUGUUUGCAACACACACCCUUUCUCAGGAUGCCGUGCAGAAUUUGCAGAUCCAGACUAUCCCUAACAGCCCAAUUCUUCUACGCACUGUAGGCCCUAAUGGUCAGGUUAGCUGGCAGACCGUACAGCUGCAGAGCACAAAUGGUGCUCAGAUUACCCUGGCACCAGUGCAUUCAGUUCCUCCACUGACUCAGACUGGCACAGGUGCCACUGUGCAGCUGCCAGGCCUUCAAACCAUCAACCUGGGCAAUGCUGGGCUGCAGAUGCAUCAGCUACAGGGACUUCCCAUCACCAUUGCCAACACUACAGGUGAGCAGGGUGGUGUAGGGGGAGAGACUCUGGAUGACUCUACGGUUUUAGAUAGGAGUUUAGAAACCAGUCCUACACCCCCUAGCCGACGCACACGCAGAGAAGCCUGCACCUGCCCCUACUGCAAAGAUGGGGAAGGCCGCAGUGACCCAAAUAAAAAGAAACAGCACAUUUGCCACAUCUCUGGUUGUGGAAAGGUAUAUGGCAAGACAUCUCAUCUACGAGCACAUUUGCGUUGGCAUACAGGAGAGAGACCCUUUGCCUGCAACUGGGCAUACUGUGGAAAACGUUUCACACGCUCCGAUGAACUGCAAAGACACAAGAGAACGCACACAGGUGAAAAGAAGUUCUGCUGCCCUGAGUGUCCCAAACGCUUCAUGCGCAGUGACCAUCUCUCAAAGCACAUCAAGACACACACAAAAAAGAAAGGCGCUACUGGUGGUUUGACCUCGGUCUCCAGUGACAGCAACAUUACCACCGCUGUCUCCAAUGAACACCCUUCUGUUGGUGGCUCGAGGACAGACCAGCAAACUCUCAUAACCAUGGAGACAUUGUCACCAGAAGGCAUCGCACGCUUAGCCAGCAGCGGGAUUAACGUAAUGCAAAUAGGAGAUCUUCAGUCUGUAAGCCUAAAUACCAAUGGCUUUUAAGGAAGGUGCUAUAAUGAGUACUUAAGCAUGAAAAUAAGGUAAACGGGCCUGGGAUUUGGCAUAGAAUUACUGCCUGUAGGAUAUAUUGCAUCAGGGUUUUAGUUUUAGUGGCCAUUGUAAGUGUAGGAAUGGGGUUAACCCUAACCCUAGUUUGUUUCCCCACUAUUCUACUUUGCAUGGUGCUUUACUUUAGAUCAGGCAGCAUGCACUUCACUGUUCUCCACUUUGAAGAGUAUAGGAUCCCUGUAUGUUCAGGUCUGCUCAUAUAAGAUUGUUAAAAUGUAUAUAAAUAGUUUCUCUUUUUUUAAUGGUAAAUUCUACGUAUGUAAGACAUCAUGCUUUGAUAGAUUUGUUGUAGUAAAUAAUUUAAAUGAGUUUUGCUUUGUUUUUGUACAUAAAUUAUAUUUUUCUAAACAUGAAAAUUAUGUGAAUUGAGAUGGUCUUGGUUGUUGUUUUCAUGCACAAUCUUAAAAUAUUUUAUAUUUAAAAGAUCAUCUUGCCUAAGAUAAAUCUCUGUCUACACCAGUGUGUACCCUGCUGUAGAGGCAUGAACAGAUUUCACUCAGUGUUGAGAAGUUACUGGCUGUUCAUCACACUGUGCCAUUAUAUUUGUAAUUUCUUUAUAAAAAAAAAAAAAAUAAAUCCAGUUUUUUUUCCCCUUUAAUUAAGGUUGCUUGACCUGGAAAGAAAUCCAUUAACUUCCAUAUGCAGAUUUUUAUGAUGUGGUUUAAAUGUAUUGGAGUUCAAAUGGAAAUUCCUUUCUCUAAAGGAGCUGGAGACAGCAGAUGACUUUGUGCACUUCUCAGACUUCAGGGGGAAGAACAACUGAAAUGUUUGAUUUAAUGUUCAGUAUUGCCUUUAUAAAUGGUGCAUCAUAUUUUUAAUGAACAUUCCAAGUUCCUUAGAAUGAUCACAUGUGAAAGCUGAAGCCAUGUAGUCCUGCACCCUGUCCCCCAACUAACAAAAUGUAAGAACAGUGUUUAUGGGAAAGCUAAGGCAGGGAAUUCAAGACGGCAGCAAAACACUGAAGCGAUUGAGGCUGUCAUAAAUUGUAUGUUCAUUUUAUGGCAAAUUGUACAUUGUUACACUGCAUGGAAACCAGCAUAGUCUGGGCUAAUUCACAGUCAUGAUGGAGACAUGUUAGGAUUGUGAUAUGUGGGUGGAUGUGGGGUUUUGUUUUGUUUGUUUGUUUGUUCUGUUUUGAGUUAAAUCUGGAUAUCUUAAGAACCUUGUUUAUGUUACUCUUAAUUAUGUGUAUGGGGCAAUUGGGUUUGUCUUAUGGCUA